Neoarthrinium moseri is the source of this 603-nucleotide messenger RNA. RefSeq lists its product as uncharacterized. The record is from RefSeq and is a predicted model, not a curated record. The transcript has a single exon. Bases 1 to 603 code for a protein of 200 amino acids. NCBI's taxonomy places the organism in Eukaryota, Fungi, Ascomycota, Sordariomycetes, Amphisphaeriales, Apiosporaceae.
AUGAUCCUUGGCGUUGGCGUCGGUGCAGAGAAUGCCAAGCUCGAGGAAUCACUGAAGCGAAAAGGCAUGUACGGAAUUGACGAUGAAGCGCUUCUCAAUGCUUUCAAGGUCGUGAUUCUGGAGCAGUGCGAAACCGGAGGCAAGAACCGAGAUCACCUGGUGGUUAGUCUAGACCCUUCACUCCUGCGCAAGGCCAAGAAAGAGGCAGAUGGUGAUGUAGAUGCCUUCUGGAAACCUGACCGCCGCUUCUCGACCUUGGUUCAAGCCAUGAAAGCCGAUCAGGAUGCAGGACUCCGGGACGAUCCGGCCUCUAGCUUGUCGAAAGUAAAGACAGCUACUUCAGUCCCCGAAGCUGCACAGAUCGUCGUCGAGCACUUUAAGAAUAAGCUCUCGCGAGUGCUAAUUGUUCCGGCUGAGGAUUUUAGUGAAGACAACCGAUCCGUGACGAGUUACGGUAAUGAUAGCAUGAUAGGUGCCGAAUUGCGAACCUGGAUUUUCAUGGAGCUUGUACUUGACCCCCCAUUCCAGCAGCUCUUGGCACCUUCGCUCACAAUUGGCAAGUUCUCUAAGUUGGUUUGCGCGAAUCGAGGUAUUCAGCAAUAA